Messenger RNA from Melospiza melodia melodia, 1423 nucleotides. It is a transcript of the gene ROPN1L, whose product is annotated as rhophilin associated tail protein 1 like. The record is from RefSeq and is a predicted model, not a curated record. The transcript has 6 exons. NCBI's taxonomy places the organism in Eukaryota, Metazoa, Chordata, Aves, Passeriformes, Passerellidae. The coding region runs from base 36 to 692 and encodes 218 amino acids.
CCGCGGAGCGGGGCAGGUCCUUGUGGCUGGACACCAUGCCUCUUCCAGAAACCAUGUUCUGUGCUCAGCAGAUCAAAAUCCCCCCGGAGCUACCCGAUAUUCUGAAGCAAUUUACUAAAGCUGCUAUCAGGACUCAGCCUUUUGAUGUUUUGCAGUGGGCAGCUGCGUAUUUUUCAGCCUUAUCUAAAGGUGAACCCCUUCCUGUGAAGGAGAGGCUCGAAAUGCCAUUAGCAACAGAGAAAAAAGAUGCUGGUUUGACCCCAGGACUCCUUAAGGUCUUGCACAAACAGCUUUCUUCCAAAGGCAUGGUGGCCAUUGCAGAACUGAGGGAAAAAUGGAAGCAUUUGGGCUUGCCAGAGGAGCAGCUGGAAGCUAUCCUGCAGUUGGACAGUUUUGGCGAGGAGGUGGAAUGGAUGAAGUUUCUGGCACUUGGGUGCAGCGUGCUUGGUGGGUCCUUACUGAGUUCAAUGAAGCAGGCCUGUGAGAUCCUAACAAGAGACCCAGAAGGUGGAGCAGCUCGAAUUCCCUUCGAAACAUUCUCGUUCCUUUAUUUGUAUUUGGCCAGUAUUGAUGGAGAGAUAUCAGAGACAGAAACUAAUGCAUUCCUCGAGGAAAUUAAAGAAAAAGCGGACAAACACUCUGGCAUGGUGCUGAUCAGACACUUCCUGCCAUACUCCUUCAUAUUUUAUUGAUCAACCUUACCAACCCUACUCUUCAGCAUGAGGUGAGAAGAAAAAUAAAAGAAGGAAUAAAUAAGUUCAAGAAAGUAAUUUGUGUUCAAAGUACCAUAAUUUGCACAUUUCAGAACAACAUGAUCUUCUUCUCCUCCUCUUCUCAUUUCCUUUUCUUUGUCGUGCUUUUGAGAUGGCCCUUCAGGGGAUGUUGAUUGAAUAAUACAUGGUUAUAUUGUUCUCCAGCCUCUCAGACACUGAUGGCCACCCCUAGGGAGUAACCCCUUCACUCAUCUGCUGAUACUGAAUUGAGCAAAAGUUGUUUUGUUACCGAGCUUCCUACCUACACUUGAUAGCUGAUUAAGUAAAACAUGGAAUUGAGUUAAGCCAGGGCAGAUGUAACUGGAGCAUUUCUCAUUAUGCUUCUGGUAGCUCUCACUUCAUUUUGACUCUGCACAAAUACAGCUUGUCUGCCAGGACAUGCUCUAUUUAAACUGUUCUACCAGGCCCUACUGAAAGAACUUAAUGAACUUAACAAAAGCAAUCACCCUGUGGCUGAGCUGGUAGACAAAACCAAUGCAAGGACUGCAGUGGUUCCAUAUUGUUUUCCCUCUAAUUAGAAGCCUUUUAGAUCUUAAAUACUCUUUUUCAUUUUUGGAUAAACUUGUCUAAAUAAGGAUGUUUUAAAAUAUAUUUUGUUUUCUGACAGGUAAAGCUACUGCAUUUAUCAUACAGGUGAGGAAUACCUUACA